AUGGCAAGAGCAGGAUUCGUCCGGAUUGUGACCGUUCUGAUGAUCGCCGUUGCGGUUAUGAUUCAGGUGCUUGGCUGCGGAGUGGAGUCUCGGCCGUUGAAUAUAUUGAAGCGGCCCGAUGCGCAGAGUGGCGGGAGCUGGUGGGCCGAUGCGGCCUUUUGGGAGGGGUUGGCCCUUGGGGCGGUGAAGCAAUCGGGGCCCAGCCCCGGCGUUGGGAACAGCUUCACCAAUGCUGCCAAUGAUGGUCCCAGCCCAGGAGUGGGACACUGA
Molecule: messenger RNA, 270 nt
Organism: Linum tenue
Lineage: Eukaryota; Viridiplantae; Streptophyta; Magnoliopsida; Malpighiales; Linaceae
Source: the annotation of a GenBank genome assembly